Manis pentadactyla (Chinese pangolin) is the source of this 7664-nucleotide messenger RNA. It is a transcript of the gene PGM2L1, whose product is annotated as phosphoglucomutase 2 like 1. Gene Ontology annotation, biological process: carbohydrate metabolic process. The transcript has 14 exons. Gene Ontology annotation, molecular function: glucose-1,6-bisphosphate synthase activity; intramolecular phosphotransferase activity. The record is from RefSeq and is a predicted model, not a curated record. The coding region runs from base 340 to 2208 and encodes 622 amino acids. NCBI's taxonomy places the organism in Eukaryota, Metazoa, Chordata, Mammalia, Pholidota, Manidae.
GGCGCGCGGGGCGGGGCCUAAGGCGGCGAGGGCGGCGGCACCAGCUGCAGCGGCAGUCGGGACCUAGACAUCUGGGACUGUUGUUCUCUCGCGGCGGGACUGCUUCGGUCUGUGCGCGUAGAAAGAGACCCGGAGCUGGGCUGGUGGGGAGCGAGCUGCCGCAUCUCCCCUCUCGCCUGCUUCCCCGAAGCUGCAUCAGGAGCUGUCUCUGACGCCUGCGGUCGAUCUCCGAUGCCCGUCAGUGAGGAGGGGGCGUCGGAACCCUGGUGAGCGCACCUCAGGCCCCCCAACACCGUGUCUUCGCAGGCCCCCCAGGCCUGCACACCCAGUCUGGCUGCCAUGGCUGAAAAUGCAGAGGGGGACUUGAACUCCAACCUGCUCCAUGCUCCCUACCACACCGGGGACCCUCAGCUGGACACGGCCAUCGGGCAGUGGCUCCGUUGGGAUAAGAAUCCCAAAACAAAAGAGCAAAUUGAAAAUCUGUUACGAAAUGGGAUGAACAAGGAGCUGCGAGAUCGUCUUUGUUGCCGAAUGACUUUUGGGACUGCAGGACUUCGUUCUGCUAUGGGGGCAGGAUUUUGCUAUAUCAAUGAUCUUACAGUAAUACAGUCAACACAGGGAAUGUACAAAUACCUUGAGAGAUGUUUUUCAGACUUCAAGCAGAGAGGCUUUGUCGUUGGGUAUGACACCCGGGGUCAAGUAACUAGCAGCUGCAGCAGCCAGAGGCUUGCUAAACUCACUGCUGCUGUCUUACUGGCCAAAGAUGUUCCUGUGUACCUUUUUUCAAGAUAUGUUCCUACACCUUUUGUACCAUAUGCAGUCCAGGAGCUCAAAGCAGUUGCGGGUGUGAUGAUCACCGCAUCUCAUAACCGCAAAGAGGACAACGGUUACAAGGUUUAUUGGGAAACUGGUGCUCAGAUCACAUCUCCUCAUGAUAAAGAAAUUCUGAAAUGUAUAGAAGAAUGUGUGGAACCCUGGAAUGGUUCCUGGAAUGAUAAUUUGGUCGAUACCAGCCCACUGAAGAGAGACCCUCUGCAGGACAUUUGCAGGAGAUACAUGGAAGAUCUCAAAAAGAUCUGUUUUCACAGGGGAUUAAACUCAAAGACCACGUUGAAAUUUGUACAUACAUCUUUUCAUGGGGUUGGACAUGACUAUGUGCAGUUGGCUUUUCAAGUGUUUGGUUUUAAGCCUCCAAUUCCAGUACCAGAACAAAAAGAUCCCGAUCCAGACUUUUCUACUGUUAAAUGCCCAAAUCCUGAAGAAGGAGAAUCUGUGCUGGAACUUUCUUUGAGGCUGGCAGAGAAAGAAAAUGCCCGAGUAGUGCUAGCCACAGAUCCUGAUGCAGACAGAUUGGCAGUGGCAGAACUUCAGGAGAAUGGUCACUGGAAAGUUUUCACAGGGAAUGAAUUGGCAGCUUUGUUUGGGUGGUGGAUGUUUGAUUGCUGGAAGAAAAAUAAAUCACCAAAUGCUGAUGUGAAGAACAUUUAUAUGUUAGCCACUACAGUCUCUUCCAAAAUUUUAAAGGCAAUUGCACUUAAAGAAGGAUUUCAUUUUGAAGAAACAUUACCAGGUUUUAAAUGGAUUGGAAGUAGGAUAAAAGACCUCCUGGAAAAUGGGAAUGAAGUCCUUUUUGCAUUUGAAGAGUCUAUUGGUUUUCUCUGUGGAACUUCAGUUUUGGAUAAAGAUGGGGUGAGCGCAGCUGCUGUUGUAGCUGAGAUGGCAUCCUACCUGGAAACCAUGAGUGUAACAUUGAAGCAGCAACUGAUUAAGGUUUAUGAAAAAUACGGUUAUCAUAUUUCAAAAACUUCAUAUUUCUUGUGUUAUGAUCCAACUACUAUCAAAAGUAUAUUUGAAAGGCUUCGUAAUUUUGAUUCUCCAAAAGAAUAUCCAAAAUUUUGUGGGACGUUUGCUGUACUGCACAUACGGGACAUUACCACUGGGUAUGACAGCAGCCAGCCGAGGAAGAAAUCAGUGCUGCCUGUGAGUAAGAACAGCCAAAUGAUUACAUUUACUUUUCAAAAUGGUUGUGUUGCUACUCUUCGGACAAGCGGGACAGAACCGAAGAUCAAGUAUUAUGCAGAGAUGUGUGCAUCCCCUGAGCAGAGUGACACUGCCUUACUACAAGAGGAAUUGAAGAAACUCAUUGCAGCUUUGAUUGAGAAUUUUCUUGAGCCCAAUAAAAAUGGAUUGAUCUGGCGUUCUGUUUAGUGUUCACCAGUUCAUCUUUGCACAGGCAUAUGGCAUAUGGAUCAGAACAACCAAGAACUCCAUGCACUGAACUCAUAUUAGCCUUCUCUCUCUUCCUUAACUUGACAAGUAUCUUUCUCCUUCUAUUUUGUUUCUUUUUGGUUCACUGACUAAACUGUAAAAAUUUGAAAUGAAGUGGCCUGAAAGAAAUGACUCAAUUUUUUCAUAAUCUUGAACAAAAGUCAUUACAUCAAAAGUACCACGAUAACACAUUGUUCUUCCUUUAACAGAGACAAAACAAUACAAAAGUGAGUUUUCUUAUUAAAGGAUGAUUAAGCUUAAUUCCAUAUUCUUGUAAUUGUGUAUAGCAUGGUUUUAAACUAAGACAGAUAAAUGUUAUGUAACUGUAGAGUUCAGAAACUUAAUCCAUAAAAUUGGCAAGAAAAGAGAGGCACUGCUCCCAGAAUACUGUGGGAAAGUGUCGUUAUGACAUCUCAGCUAUUAACUUGCAAAUUAGAGUGUUUGAAAUAGGGUAUUUAGGAUUUCUAGCUUAGAAUAGAUGUUACAGUACGUGUUUUCAGUGCCUCUGUUUUUCAGGUGUUUUUGGUACAGUGUCAGUGUGUUGUAUGAACUUAAAAUCCCAAUGUUUACUGGAUAGAAAACAAUCGUGGCAACACUCCUAGUGGCUUUGUUCUUGUCAAAUUUCUCAGUGCCUUUCUCAAGGUAUGGUAUGAAUUGAAAACAGUGUUCCUGCAUUGAUUAUAAUUUAAUCAGUUAAUUUUCAGACAAUUAAGGAAAAAUCUUCCAAACUAUAUAGGUGCUUCCCUCUAUAUCAAAUAGGUUUGCUGAUUUUAAAAUCUUACGAAUGUAAAUAAAAAUCUUAAUAAAAGCAGGCUCAAAGUAACUGUUAAGGAUCUUCAUGUUAGAAUUAAGAGUCAGUUAUAACAGCCUUUAAGUAAAGAAAAAAAUCUGAACUGAGAAAGGAGCUCUGAAUUUAUUUAAAAGUCUUACUUUUGAAACAUUUUUAUAAGUAGAUUUAUUUCUUUACCAGAUGAAGUAAUGCUAAUUUGACUAAGAAAUAAAACAUCCAGAUUUUAUGUGUUAUGAAACACUAAAACUACGUGUUCUAAAAACUGAAGUCCAGUUUUAUCCUAACAUCUUUCUGGCUUCUGUAGAACUUCUGAUCAGGAAAAAAAAAAUUGGAAUGUCACUUUUUUUGGUUGAUUCCGCAGUUUUCUAAAAAAAGACUUAGUAGACAAGUGCUAUCUUCUUAAAGUAUAUCCUGUCCUAUAUAGCUCACAGAAUUCUUAAAUACAUGUGCUACAGCUAAGGUGUAACAAUGACAAGCAAGCCCUUGGAUAUAAUUAUACUAAACAAAUUGCCUAUGGGAGAUAACUGAUAGUACAGAAUUUAUUUCCUAAAAUAAUAAUAUAAAAUUUGAACUGAUUAUUAUAUAUAUAUAUUAAAUCAUGGUUUGGCUAGUAGUAGCUAUCAGCUAACAUUUGGUUGAACCCAUAUAAUCCAAAUAUAAUUUUCAAAUUAUUGUAUUGCCACUAUUGUUAAUUUGUUCCUUCUUUACUUUCUUAUGGCUGGAUCUUGUAUGACUCUAGAUAAUAGCUAGCUAAAUGUAGAGCACCAUAUUUCUGAAUGAGUUUGUUUUCAAAGGCUUUGCACUGAAAAAGAAAUGUGUUGAAUUUUUUGCUUUAUUUGCUUUUAGGAAUGUAGAUUGUAAUUUAGGAAAUGGCCUAUAUUCUUCAAAAUGGUAUGAACAAUGCUAUAUAUAAAUAUGUGUAUUUAUUGUUAUCGUCUGUGUUUCAGUGACUGAAGAACAAAGUGGAGCUAAAAUGAUGCACUAGCCCAAUUCCUAAUCACUAAAGCCAUGUCAUGAUUGUCAUUCUAUGAUGAAGAGAAUAGUUUUGAGUGCUUUAAUAUAAUGCAAUAUUCAAAUCAUCUUAAUCAAGGUGAAGAGUUAUUAAAGCUUGGAUUCUAAUUUCAAAAAAAUGAAAAAAUCCAAAGUAAAAGUUAACAAAAUUUUACAAAUGUUCCUGAAGUAUGAAAAUUGAGGGAAUUAUUUGAUUCUAGCCAAGCUCUCAAGUCUGUAAGACUGUGAUAUUUAACAUGAGAUUGACACAGUGGGUGUAUAUUUGCCUAACAAGGAUAAAUUCAGUAACCCAAGCCAACCAGGAGAGACAGAAGCUCUGGCCAGUAGUCUCAGCCUGGGCUCUUCACAUUGUUUCUUUUUCUUUAUGAAUAAUGUCAUGGAAAUGUAUUCAUUCUCACUGAGUGUAUAGAUCAAAACUGGGAUUUUUCCAGAACUUACAGGAAAAGGAAGGAGUUAGUGGGGCAAGAUCAAAGCAUACAUUGGAAAUAAAUAGUAGAAAGAAACAAUGGGAAGGUUCCUAAGACAGCAUACGAAAUGCUUCUUGUGAAGGGCACAAUUUUCACCUUAAAAGCAGGGAAUAAGCUGGCUGUGGGCAAGUUGCUUACUUGUGUGUGUUUGUUGUUAUGAUGAGCAGACUGAACCUUUUGUUUUUCUUUACUACUGACUACCAAAAAGGGGACAAGUUUUAGGAGGUGAGGAAAGCACCCCUCAGACUGAUUCAUUUCCUGCUGGGAUGUUACUAUCUUUUAGGAUCAUAUGGGAACCGAGGAGGGAAAGAUAUAGCAGAAAUAAAAAGGGAUAAAAUACAGAUUAGAAAAUAAGACCUCUGAGAAAAAGUUCAAAGAAUUAAGCAUUUAACUUUGGAGGGAAGAAAAAUAUUGAGAUAGUUUAAUAGGUUGAUUGAGUCUUUUAUUGAAGGAGUAUGAUGAGCUGUUAUUCAUCUCCAGCAAGGAUGGAAAAAGGGAAUAAGGAUCACUUUUAAAAAAUAAAAUGAAAGUUUUAAAUAUGAGAGAUAUAUUAACUAGCUUUUUAAGGUUCCUUCCAGUACUUUUUUUUAAAACUCAGGUUGGAACAAAGAUGAUGUCAUAAAGAGCACUGAAAGUAGUAUUUGAGUUUUACUCCAUAUCUAAAAAAUUAAGCCCACAAGGUAGUUUUUGUGUAUGUUGAGUAGUAGAUGCAUGAGUGCAGUCUAUUCAGUGCAUGAAGACCUGCUUGGAUGUUAUUUUUAACUUAAGCCGGCAAGUUAAGUGAGACUUGAACAUAAUUUUGUUCAUCUUAAAGAAUGUAUGGCAUUAGAGGACAUUUGAGGAUUUUGUUUUAAAUAUGAAGUGUUGUUAUUUGGACAUAGUAACUUCAGCAAACAGAGAAGUUGUAAGAGGUUGGAGACUUUGGAAUAUCUUCAUAUAGGAAAUAUGCUUCCUAUUAAGCAGGUUGCUUCUAGAAGUGAUGUAACAAAGAUAUUAGCUGGAGUUUAAUGAAGAAAUUGUUCUAUGAACUGCUGCUAUUAUUUCUUUCAAAUGUUUUCCACUGAUGUUUGUGAUGCUUGAAAAAUCCAAAUUCUUCUUGGAUGAAUUUAUUUUAUGCUUUUGUCUCUUUCUCUCUACCUCCCUCUUUUCCUAGGUUCCCUUCGACAUUUUGUUACUGUGAAAAGCUAUUGCCCUUGUUACCUCACUGAUAAGAAAUCUGAACUGUAUUCAUUCAGAAUGCUUUAAACUUAUUCAUAAACUGUCUAUCGACUUCUGGUUGUUUUGUUGUUAUUGUGAGAAUAAGACAUUGUAAGAAGUAAUUUUAAUCUAUUAUUGCAUAACCUUUUUGGUCUGUCUGUAUACUACAUGUUAAUUUAUUAUGGCCUUUUAUAGUUCACUUGUUUUCUGAGAUUGCUCUAGAAACUGAUGGGCAUCAUACUAACCAAAAUGAAUUGUCAGUUUGAUCUAGCAUUUUAUUUCAGGUUUCCUUGUACUUUGGGCAUCCGAAAGCACAAGAUUUGAGGACAUCUUUUUACACAUUUAUCACUCACAGCAUCUUACCAUAAGCCAUGAGAAGUCUAAGUGGAAAGAAGAGAGAGAAUCUCUCAUUGUCUGACUAUUUAUAUAGCAUGACUUUAGCUACUCUUUAUACAGCUUGACUUAGUUCUAGUUGGAAACAAAGUUAGCAUUUGCUAUUGGUUACUUUAAAAUAUUCACCACAUUGUUAACAUUCAUUAAGCCAUCUUUUCUCUUUGUUAGUUCAAGGCAACAUAGCUAAAAGAAGAGAACAUACAAAAAUGAGUAAGUGACCAAGGUAAGGGCAAAAUAACAUAUCUCGAGUUUGCUUCUCAAAGUUUUCCACCAGUAUAAUCCUAAAGCAAAGGAGCAUGACUGUGUAGGGGAAGGAGCCUGAGAGCAAAAUCAGAAGCAGCGUACCACUCAUGACAUUUCAUGUUGUGUCUUAAAAAUGUGAGUGAACUUUGCAUUCUCCAUAAUAAAACUUUUAAUAUAAAAUAAUUCCUUCAAUCAUCAUGGUAAGUGGUGCUGCCAGACAGGAGCCCACUGUUUAUCAUAUGGCCUCUCAAUUUUCUCCUCCAGCUCCUUUCAAUUGCUGCAUAUCCCUUUGUGGUACAUACACACACACACCCUAGUGUAGGACGCAUCUAGGAUAUUCUCUGCCCCUUAGAAGCUGAACUUUGAAAGCAUUAAUGCCAAAUUAAACUAACCUUGAAAAGUUAUAUGUACUGAACCUUAUAAUACAGUCAGAGGUGUUGCCCAGUGUGUUCUCUUUAAUUCAUUGGCCUUCCUUGACUAAAAUGAAGCACCUGACUGUCUGCACCCUGAGAGCAGGGAUCAUAGUUUAUUAUUUUUCAUAUCCACACCACCCAGUACAGUACCAUUAUAGAGUUCUUAUUUGAUGACAAUAGGAAGUAAGGGAUUUUAUUUUAAAGAGGCAAAUAGUUUAAGAAACAAUCAAAAACAUUAAUUUUCUAAUUCUAUUUGUAAAACAAUUCUAAUUACUGAAAUUUAUAAUAAGUAAAUGUUAAGCAUGCACACUCUCAAAUACUCAGUUUCUUUGGACAGAGCAAAGCAUAUUCCUAUUGGAAAUUAUAUAUAACAUCUAGUAUCUACACUCAAAACAAGAUGUUAGCCACGAAGGCUAAGAAAAUGUCUAUGUAGACUAAUUAUUACUAGUAUAAGUGACAUGUAGAACCUAAUAGUGCUACCUUCCAAGUGAGCCACAACUAAUUUGAUACUAUUUGGUAUAUUUUUGUCCAGUGUUACGAUUCAUCAUGUAUCUUAGAAGAGCCACUCAAGCAAGAGUCUGUAUCUAUAUAUGGUGAGGCCUUCCUGUUAUAGACUAAAAUAAACUCUUUGUAUUUAUAAUUAAAUAUGUCUGAUAAAUGCAGUUAAGAGUGAAUUAUUUUUCUGACUGUGUAGCAGUAGUUCAAAAUUGUGCCCUUGUUUUAAUAGUUUCUGUCAACACCUUGUCAUUUUUCCCUAAAAAAAAAAGCCAGGGUGUAUCAUAAAUAUUGCCUGUGAGAAUUUGCACUUUAAGUAUUUGUGUGUGGAUUUCUUGUGGUUUUAGCUAAAUGAAGUAUUAUCCAUAAUAAACAGGUCCCUUCAUA